GAUAGAUAGCCGUACGCUUAACGUUGGUUUCGUUUAGUUCUCGUCGGUUGUUUCAGCAGUGAAGGUGUUUUGUCUUUUACCCGUGCCGGCAAAAGCUCGCAACUCAGCUGGCAGAACAGGCUUUUUGCUUUGUUCGCUCCGCCAUACCGGCCGGAACUGGAGAGCGAGCGCAAGCUGGAACGUGGUUGUGCUUUGCAUACACUGCUUGACUUUCCAGUUAUAGUCUGGUUGAAUACCUGCAUACCUGUUGAAACCACAACAUCGUGUAAAGUCUAAUGUAGUGUGCGCAUUCGAUUGACGUGUGCGUGUUGACUUAGCGAAUGGCUGCGCCUACUUAUUUAUGCAACUUCGUCACUUAUUACGAGCUGAACAGGCCAUGAAGUCAUCACGGCAUCAGAGACCCCAACGUUUGAUCAAGAUGGAAGACUGGCGAGAAUCCCCAGUAAAAGCCAUGUGUUAACUGUUGUGUUUCUUUGUGCAUAAGAUACAGCGGAAAUUUGUCAAAUAAGCAUCAAUAAUGUGCUCCUAAAGUGAAGUUAGAAGAAACCGAAACAGCCAAAAAUUUCCAAGAUUGUCUGUGUUCAUGUUUAGCAAGCGACUGCUGUUGCUGCAGUUUGUGUCGGAAAAGUUUUCUGGAACACGGUGAACCUAAAUUAUGGGAAAAAACUGAUUCUCGGUGAGAGGCUGCCUGCGGGCGGAUGGAAAACUUGUUCGUCACUUCCGCUGUGGACUAUCGGGACCGUGGAGCCGCUUAUGCAGAUUAUACGUGAAAAAAAAAUCCUGUACUAAAGAAAUGAAAAAGAAUCAAAAUAAAACGAUGAACCCAAUCAGCGUCGCACUGACUGUGCUCGCAAUCAUCGGCAUUUCACGGGCGGAUGACUGCGGAGAAAAGUUUCGUGGCAAAUGCCGUUGUGGCCAGCAGAUGUACAACUACCAAACGCGGUACGUCGUCAACUGCACCGACGAAGGCUUCCGAGAUACAACCAUCCUGGAGUAUCUGCCACUGCAGACGGAGGUCGUCAUAUUCACCGGAAACUACAUCGAAGAGCUGCCCUGGAACGUAUUCGGUGCUAUAAACGAUCUCGCCAAUCUGUCAAUUGUCGACAUGAGUAAUAAUCACAUACGAGAAAUCCGCGGCAAGACGUACCAUCACGUUUCGAACGUAAAGCGACUGAUUUUAAACCAUAACAACUUGAGCAUUUCACGCUACGAUGAUGACGAAUACAAUCAUCACCACCCGAGAGUGUUCUCGAACUUUAUUAAUCUUAUGGAGCUGCAUUUAACUAAUGCUUUUUCUGACAACACAUCGGCAGAGCUAUCUGCGGAUCUUCACGAUAUUUUCGUGAGUAGUAACUUAACCAAACUAGUUAAGCUUCAUCUGGAACAGAACGAAAUAUCCAAGUUUAAUGACAAACGGGUGUUCUGCGAUCUCCCAGCUUUAUUAGAUCUGCAUCUGGGUGAUAAUCAACUGACAGAGAUAAAUUUUAACGUUUCCUGUUUAAGAAAACUCCGUUUCCUUGAUUUAGAACGUAACAAAUUCGAGGUUCUUCGACCACACGACAUGGAUAUGCUCGACUCCGUACAGUCACACGAAGGACGGUUGGUCAAUCUUAUGGUGGAUUUUACCUUCAACCCAUUCAACUGCAGCUGUAAUAUAUACCCCAUGUAUGAGUGGAUGCGGAAAACGAACGUAACGGUUCGAAAUCGAGAGAACCUUGUGUGUUUCCGUAACAAGAAGCAUCAGGAACCGAUUCUUUCCUUAAACAUGAAAAAAUGCCAAAAACCACGUUCCGGCAAACGGGACCACACGGUAACAUUGAUCUUUGUUCUGGUCUGUCUGAGUUGCAUCCUGGCGGUGCUCGUUGGGUCGCUGAUUUACGUUAGCAAGGAUAAGCUGAAGACACUGAUAACUCCAGUGGUUGAUCACGUUUCGAAAAAGGUGCACUACACCACCAUCAAAGACGAGGAAGCGCCCGAGCAGUAUGUAUGAUGCAACGCAACAACCCGUAGGUGUCCGCGGGAAGAAUACGUGUGAACAAGUGAUCGAGAUGAAGCCGUAGCAAAGGAUCUAAUCAUAUUCCCAGCCCCAAGUCUAGUAGUUAAGGUUAAGUCAAGUGCUGUAAAUAAUAUUAAAAUUUUAACUUCGUACUAUUUAAAUUACUAGUAACGAAGCAUCAAAUACUAAUGCAACUAACGCUUAAAGCAAGGGAAGGUUAAUAAUGUAAGACAUCGUUAUUUGAAUAGAAAGGAAAAAAACCCUAGGUUUAUUAGUUGACAACAGUAAUUGAAAAUAUUAUUCGUUGUUAGUGUUAACAUCGAGCACAGUCUAAACAACAUAUCCAGCAUUAAGAAAAAUUCGAGUAACUAGUUGAAUUUGAUGGCAAUCAAAACUUACCCACAUGCUUCUGACAAAGCGCAUUUGUUUAUGGAAUUAACAGAAAUAAGAAAAAAAUCGCCAUAGGACACAACGAGUACCAUUGUUGCACAAACAAUUGAACACACUCCAUGCCGUAAGAAUUAACUUUAACUCGUGUCAGUUUCAUCCCGUCUACAAACAUAUAUUGUACAUCAUUCACAAAGUUGAAAUAAUGAACAAACUUUCCUGCAUACUGUAACAGUUACUUAAGUUAUAUAGAAAACUUUCUAAUAAAGAUUUAUUGAAAAUAA
Molecule: messenger RNA, 2667 nt
Organism: Wyeomyia smithii (pitcher-plant mosquito)
Lineage: Eukaryota; Metazoa; Arthropoda; Insecta; Diptera; Culicidae
Product: SLIT and NTRK-like protein 4
Exons: 2
Coding region: 794-1990 (398 amino acids)
Cellular component (GO): membrane
Molecular function (GO): protein binding
Source: RefSeq, a predicted model, not a curated record